Messenger RNA from Pimephales promelas (fathead minnow), 2939 nucleotides. RefSeq names its product drebrin like b (gene dbnlb). Gene Ontology annotation, molecular function: actin filament binding. The record is from RefSeq and is a predicted model, not a curated record. Gene Ontology annotation, biological process: neuron projection morphogenesis; positive regulation of axon extension; regulation of actin filament polymerization. Gene Ontology annotation, cellular component: postsynaptic membrane; lamellipodium; postsynaptic density. Lineage: Eukaryota; Metazoa; Chordata; Actinopteri; Cypriniformes; Leuciscidae.
GGUUCGUAACGUCUCUCCAGGGAGGAGUGAUGUGUACGUGAUGUGGCUCUGCGAGCUUCCUGUCUACUGAGAACCGAGAGAAAGAUCCAAAUCUACCGUUACUGGAGUUCACCGAGUGUCCUGUCCCCAGAGUCGGACGGUUAAACCCCCACAGAUCGACACAUCAUGGCGGUGAACCUGAGCAAAAACGGCCCGGCUCUUACCGCGGCCUAUAACGAGGUUGUGGAUGAGAAGUCUGAGACUAACUGGGCUCUCUUCACCUAUGAGGGAAACACAAAUGACAUCCGGCUGGCGGAGAAAGGAGAUGGUGGUCUGGAGGAGUUGUUCGAGGAGCUGAACAGUGGAAAGGUCAUGUAUGCUUUCUGCCGAGUUAAAGACCCCAACUCUGGCCUUCCCAAAUACGUCCUCAUCAACUGGACCGGUGAGGGCGUUAAAGACGCCAGAAAAGGCCAGUGUGCGAACCAUGUGAGCUCCAUGGCUAACUUUCUUAAGGGAGCUCACGUGACGAUAAACGCACGAGCGGAGGAGGACGCGGAGCCUGACGCCAUCAUGCAGAAAGUGGCUAAAGCCUCAGGAGCCAACUACAGCUUUCACAAAGAGACCAAUCGCUUCAGAGACGCCGGGCCGCAGGGGCCUGUGGGAUCUGUUUACCAGAAGACUAACGCCAUGUCUGAAAUCAAGAGAACCAACAAAGACACGUUCUGGGCCCAAGCAGAGAAAGACGAGGAGAAGCGUCUCCAGGAGGAGAGGAGAAGGGCAUCGGAGGAGAGGCAGCGGCUGGAAAAAGAAAGGAAGGACCGAGAGGUGAAGGAGGCCGAGUUACGGGACAAGAAAGCCAAAGAGAGAGCGUCAGAGAUCGAUGAAGUCAGAAAGUACCAACAGAAGCAGGACGUGGACAAUCAAGGCCAGCAGAAACAGCAGUGGGAGGAGGAGGAGAAGCAGCAGAAACCCUUUAAACGUGGAGAGUCGGUGGAAAAAGCCAAUGAAGCUGCGUCUCUCGUUUCCCAGCGCUCCGUUAAUCCCAGAGAAAUGUUCAAACAGAGAGAAAUGGGAAUCAACACUUCUAACAAAGACAACUCUCAACUCAGUCCAAAACCAGGGCGGUUGAACAGCCCUUUUCUGUCCAAGCAGUCAUGUGACCCAGAGCCAUUUCGCUCUCCUGUGCGUCAGGCUUCACCUUUACAAGCCAGAGAGGCCAGCUUUGAGGAACAACCCAGAUCUCAGUAUGUGGAGCCAGAGGCAGAACCUGAGCCAGAGUAUGAAGAUGUACAAGCGGUCAGUGAUAAUUAUGAAGAGCCUGUAGAACAAAAGCAGCCACAAUAUGAAGCAGUAGUGGAACCAGAUGCUAUCUAUGAGGAACCACCACAGGUGGAGGAGUCGAACACGAUGUACGAGGUGGCAGAAGAUCGUGGGGUCUGCGCCAGGGCUCUGUACGACUACCAAGCCGCUGAUGACACGGAGAUCUCGUUUGACCCGGAUGACAUCAUCACUGGCAUCGAGAUGAUCGAUGAAGGCUGGUGGCGAGGAUACAGUCCGGACGGACAUUUCGGGAUGUUCCCAGCAAAUUACGUUGAACUUAUCUAGCGCCGCUCAAUGUAUCCCCCUCAUCGGAGUCGCAUUGCAGAUCGGCGGCCCUCGAGGAGCCAAACGGGUCCCGUAUAUCUGAUUCGAAAGACUAAAACUAAAAUCGUGGACCAAAAGGGUGAAGAUCACGAGACCAGGGAGGGGGGUAUUUAAGCUGAGAUUGAUAUUUCAUACUGUAUUGGUAGAAGUGUCUUGUUCAUUUUAUUUCAAUUCAAGCCGUUAUAAUUUUAUAAAAACAAUACUCUGUCACGUAUGCCCGAAAAAGCGACCACUUUAAAUGGCUGUUCGUGCCGGUUUCCUGCAAAUCAAAUUAGUGCUUGUGGUGACAUUCCUGUGACUUGCAAUUAUAUAUUUUUAGAUUUUUUGAAGACAUUCCUUUUGAACAAAGCUAGUGAGUAUAUCGUUCCAGAGAUGUUUGUGGUAGUCAAAACAUAUCGGUCCCGUUUUGCCUUGGUUUCUGCCUUCUCUUCUCCACAAGCCCGAGCGCGACUGCCUUGCUUUCUUCAGGAUCACAGCACAGAUGUUUUGCUGAAAUCAGUACAGGUGAAACUCGGGGGAAAAAAAAGGAAAAUCGUGCAAAAGUUCAGUAAUUCAACUUAAAAGGUGAAACUAUUAUAUUAUAUAGACUAUGCAAAGUGAGAUAUUUUAAGCAUGGCUUAUAGAUAUGAAAACCCCAAAUUCAAAAUUAGAAUAAUGUAAAAAUAUUCUCAUAAUCUGUAAGACAUAAUCAUCAAAAUUAUAACCAAUAAAGGCUUGAAAUAUCUCAUUUUGUCUAUAUAAUAUAUUAGUUUCACCUUUUAAGUUGAAUUGCUGAACUUUUGCACGAUAUUCAAAUUUUUCGAGUUUCGCCUGUAGAUGAAAUUAAUUUAUUUGCUGUGUUCUAUACGGCACAUGAAUAUUGAAUAUUAAGGUUGUUAAUGUAGAUUUAGGUGUACGGUGAGAUAAUGGUGAAUGAUUUAAUGGGACCUCAGCUUUCCUGUCUGCUCAGAAAUGUGGAGAAUAUUAAUACUGUGAUUUUUAGGUUUCAGGGAACCUUCGUUCUUUCAUCAUCUUGUUUUCGGGUCCCAGUUGGUGUUUUAGUUUUUGCCAAGGCUCAAAGAGAAAGUUCACAUCUGAUUUAUUCAGAGUCAGACCACUCAUACACACUUUACUGUCAGUGCUGUGCCAAUGCGAGAGUGUGAGGAGAAGUAUUUUUGAGGAAAUGUUUGAGGUUUCUUUUUUAACAAAAACCUGUGUCAUCUCAGUCAUUGAACGGCGGUGUAGUUCCUCUCGAGAGCUCAUUGUGGAAAUCUAACAAUUCUGGACAACAUUGUAACGUCAAUUAAAAUAAAUAAAUAAAGAGUUUUAAGGCUGAA